Sclerotinia sclerotiorum 1980 UF-70 is the source of this 594-nucleotide messenger RNA. RefSeq lists its product as hypothetical. Bases 1 to 594 code for a protein of 197 amino acids. The transcript is spliced from 2 exons. NCBI's taxonomy places the organism in Eukaryota, Fungi, Ascomycota, Leotiomycetes, Helotiales, Sclerotiniaceae. The record is from RefSeq and is a predicted model, not a curated record.
AUGCAUUUCUCAACUGCAAAAACGCUUCUUCCUCUCGCAGUUCUAGUUUCCUAUACCACCGCUCAAACAACAGCUGCAGCACCACCUGUUGCUAGUGCUCCUACAGGCGGCACUUCUAGUACUUGUCUCGGACAAAAUGUUCUAGAUGCUUGUUUGAGUUCUACGACGGCUAUUGCUCAGGCAUGUCAACCUACCGAUUAUAAUUGUUUAUGCACAAGUUGGAAUGCAGUUUUAACAUGCUACAACCAAUGUCCCAACGACGCAGGUUACGCGGGCGCUCUAUCUAAUAAACAAACUUAUUGUAAUAAUGCAUCAGUUUAUACAUCUACUUCCUCAUCAGCUAUCUCGAGAGAUUGGCCUACGUCUGCUACUGCUACUGCGGCGGGUGGUGCUACUGGUGCAGGUGCCGGUGCAAGAGCAGGUGCGACAAGUACAGCAGCGAGAGCGAGUUCUAUGGGCAGAAAUGAGAGUAAGACGGCUAGUGCGACGGGGGCGGAGAGUAGUGAUAAGAGUAGUGGGGCUGGGGAGAGAGGGGUUAGUGGAUUGGUGGGUGUUAUUGGGGGUGUGGGGGUGGUGGUGGUGGGGUUUUUGUAG